Molecule: messenger RNA, 1032 nt
Organism: Saccoglossus kowalevskii
Lineage: Eukaryota; Metazoa; Hemichordata; Enteropneusta; Harrimaniidae
Product: G protein-coupled receptor 161B-like
Biological process (GO): G protein-coupled receptor signaling pathway
Cellular component (GO): membrane
Molecular function (GO): G protein-coupled receptor activity
Source: RefSeq, a predicted model, not a curated record
AUGGCCGACAGUGAGAAAAAUGAGGAUGACAAACUAGAUUCAACAACAGUUAUUUGUGUGUGUUUGAUUUACCUGUUGGCUACACUGUUCACUAUCGCCGGCAACCUCAUUGCCAUUAUCGUUAUAUGGCGGACGAAGGAAUUUCGAGAAGUAACAAGAAUUUUGAUGGCAAAUCUGGCCGUAACGGACUUACUGGUUGGUGUGUUAAUUUUACCGUGUAUAAUUCACACCGCUGCAACAAAAAGCUGGAUAUUCGGGAAUAUUUGGUGCCAGUUUACGGGAUUUAAUAAUUUGUUGCUGUGUUCUGUUUCAGCCAUGUCGUUAACGGCAGUCAGCUACGAACGAUAUAUUGCGAUUGUAUAUUCAUUAAGAUAUAUCGACUUGUUAACGUUAAAGAGAUCAGUCAUCGUCGUAGCUGUUAUCUGGUUGUCUGCAGCAGUCGGUGCAAGCGUGCCUUUUUUUGGUAUUGGAAAAUACAAAUACUUUGACAACAGGUUAACAUGUGGACUCGAUUAUAAAGAUAAUCUAGUAUUCACUGUAACCGUAAUUGUCUUUUAUUUUGUAUUACCAGUAUCCUGGAUGUUUUACAUAUAUUACCAUAUAUUCAAAACAGCGAGAAGACAUGCACGGAGCGUGCACGCCUUGAUCAUUAGUUUACCCGGACAUAACAUCGGAUUUAGCUCAAAGGAGCGAAAGGCUACUUCCACUAUAGUGAUUAUCAUCGGUGUUUAUCUCUUGACGUGGACGCCAGCCACAAUCGUUCAGAUCAUUUCAUUGUCUGCUUCCACAAUUUCAAUCCCACCAGAGGUAGACACCGUCACGACAUGUCUGUUGUUUUUGAACUCGGCCUGUAAUCCGUGGAUUUACUGUGGCAUGAACGCUGUGUUUAGACAGGGAUUGAGACGACAAACGCGACUUUUGCUUCAAUGUAUUGGAUGGAAAUGCAUAAAUACCUCACAAGACGCUGAACAGAACAACUCGACCCAAUCUACAGUGAACAUGCACAACCAAGAUAGUAACUCAGUCGUCUGA